GUUGCCCACGGCGCUGCGGCAGGAAGAGCUGUUCCCAACCCCGAGGCAGGCGCCGGAGCGCGGGCAGGUGCGCGGCUGCUCGCAGCCGGGACCCUCCACCCAGCGCAGGUGCGUACAGACCGCGCGGGAGGCUGCGGGGCCCCGUGUGCUUCAGCCGGCGGCAGGUGGCGGAGGGCCCGAGCUGAGGAGGCCCCGCCUCGCCUUUGCCCUUGGGAAGCAGUGCCUGUGCCCUGUGCCCUCUGCCCUCUGCCCUCUCUCCUGGCCACUCCAGGCCUCCAGGGCUGGGCAGGAAGGAGGGCAUGUCCAGCAGCAGCACCGCCAGCAUCUCGGAGGCCCGCAAGGCCGUGGAGCAGCUCAAGAUGGAAGCCUGCAUGGACCGGGUGAAGGUGUCCCAGGCCGCCGCGGACCUGCUGGCCUACUGCGAGGCCCACGCCCGCGAGGACCCGCUCAUCGUCCCCGUGCCAGCGUCCGAGAACCCGUUCCGGGAGAAGAAGUUCUUCUGCACCAUCCUCUGACGCCCUCGGCAAUGCAGCACCGCCUUCCCUUCUCUGGACGCCCCCCCCCCCCCCCGGGGAACACGCAUGCACGUAGCUUUGGGGACCCCCUUCCCCACCCUGUCCGUCCCUGCUCAGCCACUCUCAGGGCGGCUGGCCUCCUCUGACCC
Molecule: messenger RNA, 664 nt
Organism: Pipistrellus kuhlii (Kuhl's pipistrelle)
Lineage: Eukaryota; Metazoa; Chordata; Mammalia; Chiroptera; Vespertilionidae
Gene: GNG4
Product: G protein subunit gamma 4
Exons: 3
Coding region: 300-515 (71 amino acids)
Biological process (GO): G protein-coupled receptor signaling pathway
Cellular component (GO): heterotrimeric G-protein complex
Molecular function (GO): G-protein beta-subunit binding
Source: RefSeq, a predicted model, not a curated record